AGCUCAGCAGUGAAUGAAUCCAGUCAGACACGCAGUGAAACUGAACAGUUCGCACUCUCUCGCUCUCUCUCUCUCCUCCCCCCCCUCUCUCUCUCUCACUCUCUCCCUCUCCUCUUCCCGUCAGAGGAGCAGUCGGUGGAGCAUCGGCACGGCAACGGGAGCCAGAAGGCGUGGAGGAAAGAGGACGAGUGCACCUCGCCGGACCAUAAACGUUGAGGAAAGCGGCGCACAGUCAAACUGUGGUGCGGCUCGAAGCAACGCAGGAGCAACAGAUUGCCCCCCCCUCCCCCGUUCCCAUGUCCCUCCCCCACCCUCCACCCCAAACCCCCCGACCAUACCUCCCCAUCAGUUGCAAUUGUUGUUGCAACUGAUUUCUCUUUUCUGGGCUUUUGGGAAGGAAGCAGGCGUGAAGAAGAAGAAGAAGAAGAAGCUGCACCAUCUCUCAACUGACGACCUUUUGGGGAAGGUUUGAGAAACGACAGGAGACGGAGAGCUCUGAUUCAUUCGUGGGAAGCGACUCGUAUCGCUGCUGGUUUCCUCGUUCCCUCGUCCUCUCGGCCCUUCCCACCUUCCUCUCAGCCAGGAGGAAGAGCCGGCUGCGGAAUGCACAAUCAGGGGGAGGAAGUCGGACCGACACGCAGAGUUCAGGGCGUCUGGCCAUCCCGGUUCUUGUGAGCGCAACAAGGGGGGGUCAAGUGAGGCGUCUGGGUAGGUGCCCUCGAGAGGACGACCAGGGACGGGGGACGGAGGGUGAAGUUAACCAGCAUCUUCCUGAGAAAAGAGAGCAACGGAAGAAUUCGUUAGGAACUGGAGCACAAACGACAGGAAGUCAGAGUUGAACCACAGACCUGGUGACAGAGCUCAUUCAUCCGAACACUUUGAGAGGGAUGUACCCGCGUUUCACCUGAGCACCAGAACGCUUCCUCUCUGCGUCGUCUCCUUCCACCGAGUAAGUUUUGGCCACGGUGGGUGGAGGUGGAGGUGGAGAGGGGGGAGAGGGCUGGGUUUCUCGCCUGACUGGACCUGCCGUGGGGGGGCAGCUGACAGCCGUCCAAGACGCCGCGAGCCGUACUGCGCGUGAAGAAUGCCCAGCCGCGCUUGGCCAAGCCGGCCGACCCGGGCCCGACGCCGGGCCUCUACAUGGAGCGCUCGCAGAGCCGCAUCAGCCUCUCGGCCUCCUUCGAGGCGCUCGCCAUCUACUUCCCGUGCAUGAACUCCUUCGACGAGGACGACGGGGUGGACACAGAGGGCAGGAAGUUGAAGGGGGCCAUCCAGAGGAGCACGGAGACGGGCCUGGCCGUGGAGAUGCCGAGUCGGACGGUCCGGCAGGCGAGCCACGAGUCCAUAGAGGACAGCAUGAACAGCUACGGCUCGGAGGGGAACUUGAACUACAGCGGCAUGUGUCUGGCAUCAGACGCUCAGUUCAGCGACUUCCUGGACGGGAUGGGGCCCGCUCAGUUUGUCGGGCGACAGACGCUGGCGACCACGUCGAUGGGUGACGUAGAGAUCGGCCUCACGGAGAGGAACGGGGGUCUGGAGGUGGAGGUCGUCCAGGCCAGAGGACUCACCAUGAAACCGGGUUCAAAGGGACCUCCAGCGGCCUACAUCAAAGUUUACCUCCUGGAGAACGGCACCUGCGUGGCCAAGAAGAAGACCAAGUCGGUGAGGAAGUCUCUGGAUCCUCUCUACAACCAGGUCCUGGUCUUCUCCGAGAGCCCGCAGGGGAAGGUGGUGCAGGUCAUCGUUUGGGGCAACUACGGACGCAUGGACCGCAAGUGCUUCAUGGGCGUGGCUCGAAUCCUAUUGGAGGAGCUGGACCUCAGCACAAUGGUGAUUGGCUGGUACAAGCUCUUCCCGACCUCCUCCAUGGUGGACCCCGCCAUGGCGCCGCUCAUCCGCCACUCCUCCCAGAUGUCCCUGGAGAGCACCAUCGGGCCGUGCUGCGAGCGGUCCUAAGACUCCGGGGGAAGGAAACCCAUCGUAGUCCUGCGCCUGGACCCGCCGGUGUAGGUGUUCUCGCCCUCCUCCUCGGCCCGAGGGCGCCUCGACCGGUCCAACCAAACCCGGGAACCAAUCCCAG
Molecule: messenger RNA, 2080 nt
Organism: Pungitius pungitius (ninespine stickleback)
Lineage: Eukaryota; Metazoa; Chordata; Actinopteri; Perciformes; Gasterosteidae
Gene: rims4
Product: regulating synaptic membrane exocytosis 4
Exons: 6
Coding region: 1141-1956 (271 amino acids)
Biological process (GO): calcium ion-regulated exocytosis of neurotransmitter; positive regulation of synaptic transmission; regulation of synaptic vesicle exocytosis
Cellular component (GO): cytoskeleton of presynaptic active zone; presynaptic membrane
Molecular function (GO): transmembrane transporter binding; small GTPase binding
Source: RefSeq, a predicted model, not a curated record